This is a messenger RNA of Lymnaea stagnalis (great pond snail), 30094 nucleotides long. The record is from the annotation of a GenBank genome assembly. NCBI's taxonomy places the organism in Eukaryota, Metazoa, Mollusca, Gastropoda, Lymnaeidae.
GUGUAAACAUCCGGAGGUAAUUUGGCUGUGUAGGCGUGUAUGGAAACGGAAAAUAUAAUCGAGAAGUGGAGAUGGCGGUGGUAAAUCAGUUGCGCCAUUGACUCCCUAUUUACAACCACUUCUCUUCUAAGAGGCCUCGGAAAUAGCCGUAACAAAAUGGCAUCAGAAGCAGAAGAACGACAGCGACUUUUGCGAGCAGUCAAAAAAGAGGUGAGAAGUUUUUUCUUUGUCAAAAUAAAAAUAUACAUCGAAUAUAAAAUGGCCGUGAUCGACAUUUCGUGAUGCGAUGCACAUAAUUUAUUUAGCAUGAUUUAUGCCGAAUAACCCAACAUUGAAGCAAAGCCAGGAUCUGAGAUUGGAUACGAUUUGAAAAACUAUGUUGAUGAUGCAUCAAUGUUAAAAUACAACAAUUUUUUUUUCCAGUUUCCCCUGCCUUUUUUAUGUCGAGUUGAGAAUUUGAAAAUGAAAUUAAAGGACCUUAAAUUAACUUGCCUUCCUUAAAGUUAAGUUUAAGACUAAAGCUCUUACUCUUAGGCCUCCGCUUAGGAAGCUGAGGCUAAUUUCUUAAAAAAAUUUCUUUUAAUUUAGAGUUACAAAUCAGAAAUAAUCAACAAUAAAAAUAGGCUUGUGCAAUAGAAUAGUAUAAAUAUUAUUAAUUAUUAGUCUAGUUCUAGUCCUAUUUAUAAAAAAAAAACAACCAAUAUAAUUAUAUAGAAUAUAGGUCAAGCUAUAAUUAAUACUAAUAAUAAUAUUAAUAAAUACUAAUAGUUAGGUUAAAGUUUAUUGUCCAAAUGAUCUAGUAGUAGCUUAUAACUUAGUUCCUACAAAACUGCCAUAAUCAAAAUAGAUUUUGAAAUGGCCUAUUCAAUUAAUUAUUUACACUCAUUUUCACAUAGCCUAAUAAUAAUAGUUGUUAUUGUGGUCUGAGCAGUAAAUAAAUGUAGGUCUUGGAAUUGAAAGUCAUAGCCUGGCCUAUUCAUUACUCAAAUCAGUUACAUUUUAAUUUUUGCAGAUUUGCCUUUUAUAUCAAAUCAUUUAUUACAUUUACUGUACAUGCCCAGUCAUGAAUUUGUUUGUUAAAAGAGACGAUUAUUUGUAAGGUGCAAAAACAGACAUUUCAAGAUCGUUCGUGACUGUAAAACAAAUAAAUGAUAAUUAAAUGAUAAGAAUUAGAGAUGUUCUUGAAAUUAUGAAUUGCAGUGGGGGCUCUUAUCAAUUUUAAUAGGCCUACAAAUGUCAGUAAAUGAAAAUUUGAACAUUUUAAGGCUUAAACUUUGAAGAAAUCAUAGCAACUUUUCCUUGGAGGCAUAGCUAGACAUUAUACUUCAUGAUUUUCUUAAUGGCUAGUUUAAUCUAAAGGUAUUAUUAUUAGCUCAAAGACAUCCUUUUAAUUCAUUGAAAAUGAAGUAAAGAAAUUAAUACUGCAAUUAAUUGAUGCUUUCCUAGUAUUUUUUCCCCCCUUACGUACAGUACAGUUGAUAAAAAAAGGGCAAGUAAAAAAUGUUAACAACCAUGAUUUUCUUAAAGAAAUAAUUGUAAUAAAAAAGUUACAGAUAUGUAUUCUGCAAUCAAUAUCAAUAAACAAGGUUUGGGUAACUGGAGAUAACUUUUUUCAGAUUUUAUUUAAUAUAUUACAAUAAUCAUAAGAUGAGUGGUUAGGUCAAGAGCUGGUGCAAACCUUUGCGUAUUGGAAUAAUUAUAUGCAUAAAUACAAAAUUUUAAAAAUAACUUACUUCGUCAGUUCUAGAAAUAGAUGAGCUUUCAACUAUAUUAUGUUGAUCUGACCUUAGUGGGAGAUCCAUUUGGAAUAUUAACUUUUAUAAUGCAUAGUUACAAAAAUGAUAUCAGAUAUCAAUUAAAAAUUGGGUAUCUAAAACAGAUAUUUGGUUAGCAUAAGGGUUACUUAAGAGGGGUGGUGAAUAAUCUAAGAAACAUUAUUUUUAUAGUGAGUUUAGAACCAGAUAAACAAAAUUUUAGUCACUAUAUUUUCAACUUUUUUGUUUAAUUUUUAGGUGAAGCAGAUCAUGGAAGAGGCUGUCACUCGAAAGUUUGUCCAUGAAGAAAGUAGCAGUAUCACAUCUCUUUGUGGUAAGUGUUGAUACAAAUUUGUUCAUUAUAUUUAAAAUUUAAAAAAAAUGGAUCUACCUCCUUAAAAUUAAUCACUAAAAUGACAUUUAUUGUGCUCAAUACUUUUUAUCUAUCUAGCUGCUGUAGAAGCCUGUCUGUUGCACUGCCUCAAGAAACGUGCCCUUGGAUUGUUCAAAUAUGGCUCAACCAUGGCGCUAUUGCAGAAAGUCUCAAAAACAUUUGAGCCUGCUGCAGAAGUUUCCAGGCUUGUUUCCGACCUCGAGACUCCCAGCUCCACUGAGCUGUCUGGUUCAAGGUAAGUUUUGUCUAUUUUUUCUUAAAGUUAUAAAAAAUCUUAAAUUUUAGCUGGUGGUUUGAUUAUAAACCAAUGCUUACCAUUCUCUAUCUGUUGACUUGCUGAGAAUUUAAAAAAAAUAUUUUUAUUUUAAUCUUGAUAGGCUGCAUGACUAGUUUAUUUACCAUUUAGUAACUUAUUUUGUAAUAUCCAAAAUUAUUUUUUUAUUUAAAUUGAAGUAAAUUUAUCUUGAGGCUGAAAAUAAAUGCUGAAUCAGUUUAUGCAAAUCGCUGAUUUCUUGUUUCCACAGAAAAUCUCUUGAUAACAAUAAAAAUCAAACAAAAAAAUCAAGCUCAAAUGUUUCGAGUCCUAAAUACCUAUGGCUUCGUGUGGCUAUAUUUGAAAAAAAACUUGCUAAAAUCCUGGACUACUUGGUUCAGCACAACAGGUAAUCUCAUGGCUACUUUCUUGACUCUAGAGUAGAUUUGAGCUGCUUUGAGAAAGAUUUUGUAUUAAGAAUAGAGACCAGCUGCUACUGUGAGAAAGACUUCGUAUUAAGAAUAGAGACCAGCUGCUACUGUGAGAAAGACUUUGUAUUUAGAAUAGAGAUUGGCUGCUAUUGUGAAAGAAAGACUUUGUAUAUGUGACAGCUGAUUAUAUUCCUUGUUUCAUUAUUGUUGAAUAAUAUAAAAAAAAUGGAAAUUGUUGUUUCAGUUGUUCUUACAGUGCUAACCAAGUAGAUCCAAGAUCUAUUAAGCUUUAUUUCUGGUUUUCUUAACAGUAAAUAUUAUGAGCCAGAAGCCCUUAUAGCAGAUCCUGUGGAUGGGCCAAUCUUUGCCUCUUUGUUGGGUAAGUUUGCAUGUUAUAGACCAUAUCAUGUUAUGUUAAUUUGCAAGUUGUAGGAAAACUGCUCAUUUAAGUGAAGACAAUUAAUCAAGACAUAUAUCAUCAACCCCCCCCCCCUUUCAUUUCAAUGACAAUCUCAAUUUUCUCACAACAUCUGAAAUCUUUAAAAGUUUUCUUCUGACCAUAAGUGGCUAUGACAUUUAAUUAGAAACUUUUUUUUGGUUAUGUUUUUGAAAGUUAUUACUAAUAAUGUUUGCCUUUACGUCAUUAUAAACUUCUUGCCAUUACCAAUUUAAGAAAAAGUAAAUAAAUCCCUCUUAUUUGCUGAUAAGGUUUUGUCUUGCACUUACAUUUUUGUCAAAACAAAGGUCUUUUAUACCAAAUGGCUAGCUGUAUAAGAGUACAAUAUCAUCUGAGCAAUGUGAUUCUGGUGUAUGGGUGAAUAUUUUAGACUGGAGGAUGGUGUCAUAAAAUCAGAGUUUAUCAACUUUAAUAUUAUGUCAUGCUUGGUACUAACGUGGCAUCAUUCAGUUGUCAUAUACUUAAUAAACAGUUUAAACACCAGUUUUACUGCCAUAAACCUAUUUUGGACUGAUUUAUUGGAUUUUUGAUACCAUAAAAUGCCAACCCGUUAUAAAUAAUUAAUUAGCAUCAACCAAUAUGGAGAGGUGGACAAAUUGACUUUAUUUGUAUGAAUCAUAGUGGGUCCCUGUGUGUCUGCAUAUGAACCUUUUGUUUGUAUGAAUCAUAGUGGGUCCCUGUGUGUCUGCAUAUGAACCUUUUGUUUGUGUGAAUCAUUAGUGGGUCCCUGUGUGUCAGCAUAUGAACCUUUUGUUUGUAUGAAUCAUAGUGGGUCCCUGUGUGUCUGCAUAUGAACCUUUUUUUUGUAUGAAUCAUUAGUGGGUCCCUGUGUGUCAGCAUAUGAACCUUUUGUUUGUAUGAAUCAUUAGUGGGUCCCUGUGUGUCUGCAUAUGAACCUUUUGUUUGUAUGAAUCAUAGCGGGUCCCUGUGUGUCUGCAUAUGAACCUUUUGUUUGUAUGAAUCAUAGUGGGUCCCUGUGUGUCUGCAUAUGAACCUUUUGUUUGUAUGAAUCAUUAGUGGGUCCCUGUGUGUCAGCAUAUGAACCUUUUGUUUGUAUGAAUGUUUGUAUGAAUCAUUGCGGGUCCCUGUGUGUCUGCAUAUGAACCUUUUGUUUUUAUGAAUCAUAGUGGGUCCCUGUGUGUCUGCAUAUGAACCUUUUGUUUGUAUGAAUCAUUAGUGGGUCCCUGUGUGUCAGCAUAUGAACCUUUUGUUUGUAUGAAUCAUUAGUGGGUCCCUGUGUGUCUGCAUAUGAACCUUUUGUUUGUUUGAAUCAUAGUGGGUCCCUGUGUGUCUGCAUAUGGACCUUUUUUUGUAUGAAUCAUAGUGGGUCCCUGUGUGUCUGCAUAUGAACCUUUUGUUUGUAUGAAUCAUAGUGGGUCCCUGUGUGUCUGCAUAUGAACCUUUUGUUUGUAUCAAUCAUAGUGGGUCCCUGUGCACUUGAUUACACAAAGAUGAAGACUUCUGACCACUUCUGGACUGACCCACCUGCGGAUGAACUUGUUCAGAGACACCGCAUUCAUUCCAGUGGAAGCCAUGUGUUUACCUCGCCUGGAUCUCCCAAACGCCAAGGAUUGCAGGUACUUUUCAUAGUCAUUCAUCAUAUUUUUUUUUUUAUUAUCUAGCUUUUUUUUAAUACAUCAUUAGUCAGAUUAGUUUUCAAUUACAGUGAUUCUUAAAAUUGUGUCCAGGGCUGUUACAACAAUGCAACACUUAUUUUAGUUAGUUUCACAAAAUAUGUACUUAAAUUUAAAUCAGAGCCCCAUCAUCUUAUUGAUGGUAAGCACAGAUUAGAACACAAAUUUUAAAUCAAAGAAAGGAAGUUUCAUAGACUAUUAAAUUCUAAAAACCCCUGCUCUGUUACAUUCAGGAUUAAAAAUUCCAGGAUCACAGCAAUUUUCAAAAUUCAUGAAUUCCUCUAUGGUUAUUUUAAAGCUUUGAUUUUUUACCAAUAAAAAAUAUAUUGUUAUGUUUAGUUUAACUUAAAUGUUUCUAUUUAUUUUAAAAUCGAUAAAUAACUUGCUACUUUCGUUAGUCAAGAUUGUUUAGUCAUAAAAUCAUAAACUUUUUUUCUUCAGUCCCUUAAAAACAUCCGAACAGCUUAACAGUUGUGUAAGCAGUUAUGAUACUUAUGAAAUGUUUGCAUAAUUUAACAUAAAAAUACAAUUAUUGCAUGAAGUCAAAUAGUGUAACAUGAAAAUAAAAAUGAUUGCUUGAGGUCAUAUUAUUUAACAUGAAAUGAAAAUGAUUGCAUGAGGUAAAAAAAAACAACAACAUGAAAUUAAAUAAAAUGGUUGCAUGAGGUCAAAUAAUAUAACAUAAAAUUAAAAUAAUUGCACGAGGUCAAAUAAUUUAACAUGUAGUUUAAAGCAUUGCACGAGGUCAAAUAAUUUUACAUAAAAUUAAAAUUAUUGCACGAGGUGAAAUAAUUAAACAUAACAUUAAAAUCAUUGCACAAGGUCAAAUAAUCUAACAUAUAGUUUAAAUCAUUGCAAGAGGUCAAAUAAUUUAAAAUAAAAUUAAAAUGAUUGCAUGAGCUCCAAAAAUUUAACAUAAAAUUUUAAUAAAGUGGUUCCAUGAGGUCAAAUAGCUAGUCAAUUUUAGGGCAAAAAUAAACAUUUAGUUUUUACAAUGUCUGUGUCUGUGAUGUGGGAUGAACAAUUAGCCAGAAAUGUUAUUAAAUAUUCCCUAAAUUUUACACAUCAUUGAACUGUAGAGUUUUUUAAAAAAGAAUUUUAGACAAGCUAAGGGUAUUGAAGACAUUUAGCUAAUGGACAUGUUCUUUACCAAUAAGCUGAACUCACUCUUAUUAUGAUGAUGCCAGGUUCGACGGGAUGCCAGCAACGCUACUGAAGAGACCAGAGAGACCAAAACAUUUCAUAUGUCAGCCAGGGAAUAUGUGGAGUCUCUUCAUCAGAACUCUAAACUGACACUGCUUUAUGGCAAGAAUAACGUUUUGGUGCAACCUGUGAGUUGGAAUGUAUCAGCUCUGUUUCAGUCCUAAACAUCUCUAGCAAUCAUCUAUCCUGGCUGUUGAUGAAAAUAACAUGGCGAUAGUCAUAUUUCUCUUGAUAAUGUAUCAAUUAAGUAGUGACUACUUUAUUUAUAUUAAAAUAGUAUGAUCUAUCUUCUUAAUUGAUAAUAAUUAUAUAUAUUCAAUGUCCAAUACUAACAGACUAAAUCAUUCAUCAUUUUAAAAUCUCUUGCAACAAGGACAUUGGUCUUUGUGUUACAUUGAAAUUGGGUGUCUGUACCCACUAAAAAUUAUUCAAUCCACUUACCAUUAUUUAAUGAACAAGAUGCUCUCAGACAAUUAAAUAUUAUGAAAAAAAAAAGCUGAAAUCUUUUUUAUGUCAUAGCAUCUCGUCAUCAUCAUGUCCUUUCGUCCUUGGACCGUUGGGGCGCCAGAGAUGUCAUGAAAACUAUCCUUCUCCAUUCCUCUCUGUUUUCUGCACUAUGCACUACUUCUGCACUGAGAAUAGGGUAGUUUUCAUUUUCCGUUGCUGGAGAGACAUUAAGGAUCUCUGGGUCUAUCUUUAUAUUUUCAUUAUACAGCCCUGAGCAGUAUUUAGUCCAUCUUUUUAGGAUAUCAUUUUCCUCAGUCAAACAUCUACCAUUUUUGUCUUGUAUGGUAGUACUAUGCCUUGCUUUGCAGUGCUUAGCUUUUUCACCAACUGGUAUGCCUUUUUGCUAAUGUUUUUCUUCAAGCUGUUUUCAAUUUCGUAGCAUUGCUCUUCAAUCCAGUUCUUCUUUGCCCUUCUCAUACCUUUUUUGAUGGCUUGGUUAACUGUCCUAUAUUUAUUGGCCCCCUCUGUAUCUACCAUCUUUGUUUUCUUUAACUUUGUUUUCAUAGCACCUGCAGCCAACAUAAUAAAUAUUAAAAUUAGCUGGUUACUGUUUCAAGAGAAACAUGUGCAACUUCCCUUUUAUUGAUGGUCUCCUAAUAUUAGAUAAGUACACCUGAAGUGCCUUCUUGUUAAUUUGGGGCUUUUGCAAAGUUUUACGCGCAUCAGAUUUGACGUGCAUUUUUAUUCAGGGUUGUGUUCCUCAAGUUUGAAAUGAAUUAGGGGCACAGGACCCCAAAAAUUCACACGUCACGAUAUAGAAUGCUUUCUUUUUAACUUAAAUAAAAUUACUUGCAGUAGGUUGGCUCUUCUUCACCAAAAGCAAUAGAAAAGUUUGUGGUAGUCAUAUCUUAAUAGCCACAUUGAGAGAUUUUUAAUAUAAUGGUGAGAAUGAGGAGCUGAUCAAAUCUGUUCUUCAGCUGAUAUAACUUGUGCUUAAUUUUUGUGUUGCUGUGACCAGAGAGAAGACAAAGAAGCCCUGGCAGGCUACCUGUCACUGCAUCAAAGUUCAGAUGGUCUGAUCAUCAUGUGGACCCCCAACCAGCUGAUGAAUGGGUGCUGUGAGGACACAGCGGAUGAGACUGAUAGAAGGUCAGCAUCAAUAGUCAUAGCACACUGACAUGAUCAUAUGAUAGGAGGUCAGCACCAAUAGUCAUAGCACACUGACAUGAUCAUAUGAUGGGAGGUCAGCACCAAUAGUCAUAGCACACUGACAUGAUCAUAUGGUAGAAGGUCAGCACCAAUAGUCAUAAUACACGGACAUACAUGAUAGUGGGUCAGCACCAAUAGUCAAUACACUGACAUACAUGAUAGGUCAGCACCAAUAGUCAUAAUACACUGACAUACAUGAUAGUAGGUCAACACCAAUAGUCAUAUUUGUAUUUUUGUUAAAAAAUUUAUGUCAAAGAAGAGAAAAAUAUUUGAAUAGUCAUUUUGUCCCUUUUAAGGUUCAUAAUUUUUUUUCUCCAUAAUGUAAAAUAUGUGAUUAUGUUAAUAAAUAAAAAAUAACAGAAAUUUAAAGAGUCACUUUUUAAAAUUAACUUCUUUUAUUGCUCUUAUUCCAUCAAAGUAUUACAACUUCGCUUUGGUAUGAUAGUCAUGAGAUGUUUUGACAACCCCCCACCCAUGAUUGACAGGAAGAUAAUGAAGUUGAUAUUUUUAAAACAAUUAAACAAAAUAGAAAUGGAUGCAGAAAAAUAUUUUUUUAAAAACAAAUUAUUUAAAAAUCUGUUGUCUUUUUCAGCCAAUUCUGGGAGUUUGCUAUGACCAUCUACUUGGAAGAUAUAGUUUAUAUUCACUGCCACCAGCAACGUAAGAUAUUUUUACAUUCACCGCCACCAGCAACAUAAGAUAUAGUUUAUAUUCACUGCCACCAGCAACAUAAGAUAUAGUUUAUAUUCACUGCCACCAGCAACAUAAGUUAUAGUUUAUAUUGCCCACCACCAGCACCGUAAGAUAUAUUUUGCAUUCACUGCCACCAGCAAUGUAAGAUAUAGUUUACAUCACCGCCACCAGCCGCGUAAGAUAUAGUUUACUGAUGCCAUUUGUUAUUUUCCAAUCAGCUGAUUGCCGUGGAACUGUAGUCUUGGUAGGUCAAGAUGGUGUCCAGCGACCGCCAAUCCAUUUUCCUAAGGGAGGCCAUCUUUUGUCUUUUCUCUCCUGCUUGGAAAAUGGACUCCAACCAAAUGGUCAGCUAGAUCCCCCUCUUUGGUCACAGAAGGGAAAAGGUAAAAAUACGGGCAAGUGAUCACCUUUCUCCUCACCUCCCUUUCUGAUCUUCAGCUUUUAGUCACCUCACUAUAUUGGCUGCUUUAUUUCCUGGUCUGUUUUCCUUGUGCUUUGAAAAUGGUACAUAUAUAAUUUUUUAACCAAGUUAUGUCUUAAGGACAGAUGAUAAAAUGAGUUCCAAUUUAUGACUUGUGUGUGGAUCCUGGCAUGUUAAAAUAAUUUGGAUAAGAAAUAUAUUACAAUAGUGAUAUAUAUAUACAGGGUGGGCCAAUAAAAGUGAGAACAUUUCGUAGCGUAAUAUUUUACGAGAUGUUCUCACUUUUUUUGGCCCACCCUGUAUAUAUAUGGCAAGAGUGCCGCUGAGUGGUUCAUUGUUGAUGUGUUACAACAGUGAUGCCCAACUUUGGGGUCAUGGAGGACGAGGGUCUAUGUCAUGGGGGUCUAGGGAGCUAUGUCAUGUGGGUCUAGGGGUUAUGUCAUGUGGGUCUAGGGCUAUGUCAUGCGAAGACUAGGGAACUAUGUCAUGUGGGUCUAGGGCUAUGUCAUGGGAAGACUAGGGAACUAUGUCAUGUGGGUCUAGGGCUAUGUCAUGGGAAGACUAGGGAACUAUGUCAUGUGGGUCUAGGGCUAUGUCAUGGGAAGACUAGGGAACUAUGUCAUGUGGGUCUAGGGCUAUGUCAUGGGAAGACUAGGGAACUAUGUCAUGUGGGUCUAGGGCUAUGUCAUGUGGGUCUAGGGCUAUGUCAUGUGGGUCUAGGGCUAUGUCAUGGGAAGACUAGGGAAAUAUGUCAUAGGGUCUAGGGCUAUGUCAUGGGAAGACUAGGGAACUAUGUCGUUGGGUCUUCAUAAUAAAGUAAAACUUCACUGGGGCUGCACCCACAAAAAGUUUGUUUAAACAUAUUUAUCACUGUUGUAUCCGUUGAUCGAUGAGUGCAUUCAAACCUGGUGACUUAGUUGAAAACAAAAAAAAAACAACAAAUAUAUAUUACAGACACAGCCUUUUAUAAUGACCAUCUUCAAACUUAAAGAAACUGAACAAUGAUAGAUGUACAUAAGUAUCUAGAGCUAAAAUUUGAUUUGAAAAGAUCACAAAUAUGAUAAAUAUUUUUCCUUUGUAUGAAUGAGUGAUACUUUGUAAUAAGAUAAGAUGCUUUGUAAUAAAAUAAGAAAAGAUACUUAAUUGAUCCAAAUAUAUUAAAAUGUUUUUUGAUUACUUUGUACAUAUUCAUUUUGCUUCGAGCCUUUGGGGAUGAAGCGUGAUUUUUUCAAAUAAACGUUAUUAUUAUUAUUUUCAGCACAUAAAUAAAUACAUAUUUAAACCAGGACAACAUUUUACAAUUAUAACAAUUAAAACACAAGACAUCUGAAAUAUUGAAAAGACCAAAAUAAGACCAACAGAUUUUUUCAAAUAAAUAUCAGGUGUCCUAGUGUUUUUUUGCCAUUAAUUGUAUCAGCUUUUUUUAUGAUUAGAUCCUUACUGUAUCAGUGAUGUGAUGAUUGGAUCCCUGCUUUAUCAGUGAUGUUAUGAUUAGUUCCUACUGUAUCAGUGAUGUGAUGAUUGGAUCCCUGCUUUAUCAGUGAUGUUAUGAUUAGUUCCUACUGUAUCAGUGAUGUGAUGAUUGGAUCCCUGCUUUAUCAGUGAUGUUAUGAUUAGUUCCUAUUGUAUCAGUGAUGUGAUGAUUGGAUCCCUGCUUUAUCAGUGAUGUUAUGAUUGGAUACCAAACUGACUGUACAAAAAAAUCUCUAUGAAGAUCUGAUGGUAACUUAUUUUAGUAUUUCUCUUACAGGCAAAGUGUUCCCUAAACUCCGUCGAAAGGGUAGUCGCUUGUCCAGCAGCAGCAGCACCAGCAGUGGAAGCACUACCAGCAUGGAUGAAGAAGAGGCUGCUGACUAUGUCUUUAGGAUCAUAGCCUCCUUCAAACCUGACAUGCUAAGUAAGUCCCUAGUCUCUAUCAAACCUGUCAGGCUAAUUAAGUCCAUAGUCUUCAUCAAACCUGUCAGGCUAAUUAAGUCUAUAGCCUCCAUCAAACCUGUCAGCUAAUUAAGAAUAUAGCCUCCAUCAAACCUGUCAGCUAAUUAAGCCUAUAACCUCCAUCAAACCUGUCAGCUAAUUAAGCCUAUAGCCUCCAUCAAACCUGUCAGGCUAAUUAAGCCUAUAGCCUUCAUCAAAUCUGUCAGCUAAUUAAGCCUAUAGCCUCCAUCAAACCUGUCAGGCUAAUGAAGUCCAUGAAAGUGUUGGGAUGGGAAGACAUGUGAAAGUGUUGGGAUGGGAAGACAUGUGAAAGUGUUGGGAUGGGAAGACAUGUGAAAGUGUUGGGAUGGGAAGACGUGUGAAAGUGUUGGGAUGGGAAGACGUGUGAAAGUGUUGGGAUGGGAAGAUGUGUGAAAGUGUUGGGAUGGGAAGACGUGUGAAAGUGUUGGGAUGGGAAGACGUGUGAAAGUGUUGGGAUGGGAAGACGUGUGAAAGUGUUGGGAUGGGAAGACGUGUGAAAGUGUUGGGAUGGGAAGACGUGUGAAAGUGUUGGGAUGUGAAGACGUGUGAAAGUGUUGGGAUGGGAAGACGUGUGAAAGUGUUGGGAUGGGAAGACGUGUGAAAGUGUUGGGAUGGGAAGACGUGUGAAAGUGUUGGGAUGGGAAGACGUGUGAAAGUGUUGGGAUGGGAAGACGUGUGAAAGUGUUGGGAUGGGAAGACGUGUGAAAGUGUUGGGGUGGGAAGACGUGUGAAAGUGUUGGGAUGGGAAGACGUGUGAAAGUGUUGGGAUGGGAAGGCGUGUGAAAGUGUUUGGAUGGGAAGACGUGUGAAAGUGUUGGGAUGGGAAGAUGUGUGAAAGUGUUGGGAUGGGAAGAUGUGUGAAAGUGUUGGGAUGGGAAGAUGUGUGAAAGUGUUGGGAUGGGAAGAUGUGUGAAAGUAUUGGGAUGGGAAGAUGUGUGAAAGUGUUGGGAUGGGAAGACGUGUGAAAGUGUUGGGAUGGGAAGACAUGUUAUUUCUUAUUGUUUUUUUGUUUUAUAUAUCCAUCCUUCUUUCUUUCUUAGGACAUGUUAAAAUAAGUCUGAGUUUAUCUCUUUAUCACUAACUUUCAGCAACUUUUUGAGUCCCUUCAAUAGCCUCAGCAUUAAAUAAUAAUUUAUUUCGACUUGUUUUGAAAGCCUGGUUUCUGUUUGACUUACUGAUACUAAUUUCAAGGCUUAUAGGAGUUGUUUGCUAUUCUAUAAUCUUUAAAAUUAAAGGAUCCAGAUUUUACACACACACACAAAUUCAUUUUAAGAAAAAUGUGGCCUUAUUAUCCUAGUGUUCUGGUUUAUGAAUAAUUCAAAUUACAUUUAAGUGUGUCCCUCUUGUAAGGAUGCAGUGGGUCCCAAUUCACACACUUAUUACUAAGUAUAAUAAUUAUAGCCAAAGAACAGAUAUCUUCCAGUUAACUUUAAAUUGAAAUAGUUAGCGAUGAACUAAAGCAGGCCUGCACAACAUAUGGCACACCAGCAGCCACUUUGUGGCCCGCAAAGCAACGAAAUAUCCUUUAUUAUUAUUUUCUUCAUAGCUUUCCCCCUGUCCUAUUUUCUAUCGACUCGCACAAGAUUUUCAUAAAGUAUUACGGCCCUCCUUUUAUUUUGAGUUGUGCGGCCUGACCUAAAGGAAUAUUAUAAACAUCUCUUAAUUCUUUUAGUUUUUUUUUUUUUUUAUUUAUAAAAUAAUUAAAUACCUGAGUUAUAAAUGUUUUUUUUAAAUUUAUUUUGAGUUUUGUGGCCUGACCUAAAGGAAUAUUAUAAACAUUUCUUAAUUUUUUUAGUUUUUUUUUUUUUUUAGUUAUAAAAUAAUUAAAUACCUGAGUUAUAAAUGUUUUUUUUAAACUGUCCUUCUAAAAAACAUUUACUUGUUAUUUAAUCACAAAUACUGCAGCUUACAAAAAAUAUUUACCAUAGAUACUUGGUUCUCUGGCAGCAGACUGAACAUUAAAAAAAAUAUUUGAAUUCUCGCUUAAAUUAUUUUUUCCUCAUAUGUAUUGCUUGAUCUCAAUUUUCCAGCACCAGAAAUGCUCGACCCAAAAGCCCCUUGGGCCCCCUCCUCACCACGAUCCCCUUCCUCACCUGAAAGAUCACCGUGGCCGGUUCGUCGACAGCUUCCUCCCAGCCCAUUGGUCAGAACGUCUGUCCAGUCCUAUGCACGUACACAGGAAGAACAGAACAACACGUGUUUGGUUCAGGCUUCCAACGAUGGCACCCAUAGGUACUAUGGCUAUAUGUACGUAAGUGUUGUACAACUAUGUUUGGUUUAUUGCUUUGUAUGUGUUACAAUUGAAAAACAUAUUGUUUCGUUGUUUUUUUAUUUGUGAGGAAUGCAUUGUUCGUUAUACAGUGGUGUUUUUUAUGACUUGCUUUCUGCAGUGAUUUGGAAACUUGUUCUUUUCUCCAUGUUUGAUAAAACUUAUAUUACUUUUGGUUUCAUACAUCUCUCUAGACCAGUGUUUCCCAAAGUGUGGUGUUGUACCCCUGGGGGUAUGGGAACAGUUUGGUGGGGGUAUGCCCUGCAAAGGGAAAAAAAAUUUUUUUUCAUGGUUAUUGAAGUAUAUACCAUUUUUUUUAAACGAGUGGUAUUCAGGGUUACGAAAAUUAUAGUCAGGUGUACACAGAUGUCGAAAUUUAGGGAAACACUGUUCUAGACUGUGAAAUGAUGUGAGUCAUGUUGAGUUUUGCCAGGUGUCUGGGCACAUAACCGUGUACCAAUACAUGUCAACUUCACAAAUUACUACUAGCUUACAGCAUGAGUAAUUUAUUUCCAUUUCCCCACCUAAUGAUUUAUACUAUAGGCGCGACUGAAUAUCUGUUUCGGUGCCAAAAGUUGCCAUAUGAUCACUUUUGGCGUAGUUUUGGUUUUGGCAGAAACAAAAGCUUACUUUCGGUUGAUUUUACGUUUCAGUCGAAAGUGAUUUAGGCUUUCGGUAGCUAGCAGAAAUCAGACUAUCACUCUGUCUGUUGGGCGGCAACCUGAUAUUUAUUAUUGCUUGACAUCUCGUUGUCAUAGUAUGAAAUAUGACCAAUCCUCCACAAGCACUGCUCACAGCUGCAUGAUGAUCUAUUUGUCCAAUAAUCCCAAAAAAUAAAAUUACAUUUAGGCUUAGGAAACGUGGGAAAAAAAUAACUAAGGGAAUGGUAACAUUUCUAUUGUUAAUUUUGUUUUAAAUUAAAAAAAACUAAAACUAAAUGAAAUUCGGGAAUCCUAGGUUUAUUCAAUUCAUUUGUUUAUGACGUUCAUUUUGAUUGUCAUUGGCAACUGUAAAUAAUAUGAAGAAACUGUAUUUUCUGAACUGCAGCAUUCGUUUGUUUGAGUUCAAUUACCAACCAAUUAACACUGAAGUAAUUGCCUUUUAGAGACCCAUACUGCAAGUUUAGGAUCUUAAAUUUAUUAUUUCUGGAUUACGGAUAGCUUACUAAUUAUAAAAGUAUUGUUGAUAAUUUUGAAUUUUAUAUUGCAUCAUUGUUUUACGACAUAGUUUUUAAAUCUUGUGCUGGGUUAAAUAUCUUUUGGUGUAAGUGUUGGCCAAAAGCCCCUUUAAGGUUUUGGUUUCAGUUUUGGCUUUGGUUUUGACUUUUGGUUUGUUUUUUGGUUUCUGCCUAAACCCGAAAAUCACAUUCGGUCAGUCUCUGCUUUAUACUUUAGUGUUUCAAACUCCCUCUUGAUGAUAACACUUCUAUACACCCAACUCAUGAUAUAGUGUUGAAUCUUCCUCUUGAUAUGUUGAUGAUAUAGUGUUAAUAUCAGUUCUUUACAUUCAACUCAUGAUAAAGUGUUAAAUCUCCCUCUUGAUGUGUUACAGUACUGUACACCCAGCUCAUGAUAUUUUGUUAACAAUGGUACUGUACACCCAGAUCAUGAUAUUUUGUUAACAAUGGUACUGUACACCCAGCUCAUGAUAUUUUGUUAACAAUGGUACUGUACACCCAGAUCAUGAUAUUUUGUUAACAAUGGUACUGUACACCCAGAUCAUGAUAUUUUGUUAACAAUGGUACUGUACACCCAGAUCAUGAUAUUUUGUUAACAAUGGUACUGUACACCCAGAUCAUGAUAUUUUGUUAACAAUGGUACUGUACACCCAGAUCAUGAUAUUUUGUUAACAAUGGUACUGUACACCCAGAUCAUGAUAUUUUGUUAACAAUGGUACUGUACACCCAGAUCAUGAUAUUUUGUUAACAAUGGUACUGUACACCCAGAUCAUGAUAUUUUGUUAACAAUGGUACUGUACACCCAGAUCAUGAUAUUUUGUUAACAAUGGUACUGUACACCCAGAUCAUGAUAUUUUGUUAACAAUGGUACUGUACACCCAGAUCAUGAUAUUUUGUUAACAAUGGUACUGUACACCCAGAUCAUGAUAUUUUGUUAACAAUGGUACUGUACACCCAGAUCAUGAUAUUUUGUUAACAAUGGUACUGUACACCCAGAUCAUGAUAUUUUGUUAACAAUGGUACUGUACACCCAGAUCAUGAUAUUUUGUUAACAAUGGUACUGUACACCCAGAUCAUGAUAUUUUGUUAACAAUGGUACUGUACACCCAGAUCAUGAUAUUUUGUUAACAAUGGUACUGUACACCCAGAUCAUGAUAUUUUGUUAACAAUGGUACUGUACACCCAGCUCAUGAUAUUUUGUUAACAAUGGUACUGUACACCCAGAUCAUGAUAUUUUGUGAACAAUGGUACUGUACACCCAGCUCAUGAUAUUUUGUUAACAAUGGUACUGUACACCCAGAUCAUGAUAUUUUGUUAAGAAUGGUACUGUACAUCCAGCUCAUGAUAUAGUGUUAACAAUGGUACUGUACACCCAGCUCAUGAUAUAGUGUUAACAAUGGUACUGUACACCCAGAUCAUGAUAUUUUGUUAACAAUGGUACUGUACACCCAGAUCAUGAUAUUUUGUUAACAAUGGUACUGUACACCCAGAUCAUGAUAUUUUGUUAACAAUGGUACUGUACACCCAGAUCAUGAUAUAAUGUUUAUAACAUUUCUGUAAACCCAGCUUAUAAUAUAGUGGGGUCACUUGCAUGAAAAAGCCUUGUUGAACAAAAACAGACACAAAUGGGGUCACCUGAAUGACAAUGUUUUUGACAGCUUCAAUAUUUACAGAUUAGGCUUUACUGGCAUUACUUGACAUAGAAAUAUUGACAUGACUUGACAAAGACAGCAAGUCAUCUGCCUUUAUUUGUUAUAAUGUUAUGCUGCCAUCAUUGAACUUUUUCUAUUUGAAAUGUGAAUGACGCUCCAUUUUUUUGUUUGUUUAAAAAAACAAAAUUUAGUGGUUGACAUAGUUUUGGAAUUGAUCGUAAUCUUGGUUCUAAAAUGGAAUGCAAUCAAAUAACAAUCAAGGAAGUCUUCUGUAUAUUUUCUGUCAUUCUUGAUUGAAGCGUUUAAAGUUGGUCUAAUAUGAUGUAUACACUGCAUGUUAUGCUUGUGUUUUAUUUGAGUUGAAAACAUCUCUUGUUAAGUUUUGUAUGGCUUGACAAAUUAUUGAAUACGCGUUAGUUGCUUUGUAAGAUACACUUUAAAAUUAAAAUAAAAACUAAAUAUGUAAAAGUUAUAUAUAUAUUUAUAUAUGUGUAUAUAUAUAUGUAUUGAGCCAUCUCAUUAAAAUAUUUAAUGUUUUUUUUUAAUUUAAAGAAAUAUCUUGAAAAAUUAUUAUUAUUUUUUUUUUUAAUAUAACUUUUUUUGAUAUAUGAAUUUAAUAAGUUUGAGGAAAAAAAAUGGUUUAAUUUUGCUAAUGAAGCCCAUGUCAAUGGAUCUAAAGGGGUUCAUUACAAGUAAUGUGCCAUUGAUUUUAUUUGCUCUCAGUUGAUUGUAUUCAGUUUCUGCAUUAAAUAUAAAUGUACAUUUUUGCCUUUAGGAACCAUAUCAAGCAGUUGUGUGAUAUUAUGACAAAACAAAUUAUAUCUCGAGCUUUCUAUGGAUGUAAGUAGACAAUUUGUUGUUGGAAAUAAUUACCUCGUCACAUAUGGGUUAACACCAGUUUUGUUGAUGGAAAUAAUUACCUAGUCACAUAUGGGUUAACACCAGUUUUGUUGGUGGAAAUGAUUACCUAGUCACAUAUGGGUUAACACUAGUUUUGUUGGUGGAAAUAAUUACCUAGUUUUGUUGAUGGAAACAAUUACCUAGUCACAUACGGGUUGACACCAGUUUUAAACCCAAGAACCCUUGGACCAGAUAAGAGAGACAUCCCUUAAGACACCUAGGAGGUUUGUGAAGUUAACAUAUAUUUAAUGUAAUAAAACAUUGGAUAAAUAACUAUUUUGUAAACAUGGAUCAGAGAGGUGGAUUUUUCCCUGGUCAUAAAUUGCAGACCUGUUUAGUUUUACGAUUUUGGCGUACAAUGUACGAUUUUGAGGUGUAUAUAUCAUAUAUACUGUAUGGUUAUAUCUUACUAUAAAGAUAAUGUAUUGAACGAUUUUGUCGAUAUUGUAUGAUUUUAAGUGUUUGAGGGUAAACCGGUCUGAAAAUGUCAUUUUUUUCAAUCAACAUUAAAUUGUGGGAUGCGGGUAAAUAUCACCUAUAAAUACCUUAUGUGUGACUGACUCUGCCGUAGUAGUAUUUAUAAUUCAUUUGUGACUGACUCUACUGUAAAGUAUUAUUCUUGUGUGACUGACUACUGUAAUUGGGUUAUUAUUGUGUUACUGCCCAUUUACUGACAUUGCUGUUCACUUACUGCCUGUAAGGGCUGGCCCACUGCAGACACCUGAAAACAGUCCGCACCCACCUGUCAGGACUUGUCUACCAUGCUGCUGUGUCUGAGGAUAGUCCAUUAGAUGGCAAGGUGGGCGUGACAGCUGAAAUGUGGAGUCAGUUGUGUCAGGAUGGCAUCGUGAGUUACCUUCUCUUGUAUUAUUAGGGGCCAAAGUUUAAAACACUUGGAUUAGUAAUAUACUUUAAUUAUUAAAGUUAUUGUGACUUUGGCCAUCAGUGAAGUAUAAUGGGAAUUUUUCAGGGAACUUUAUUGUGACUUUGUCAGUUGAGGAACUAUAUCAUGACUUUGUCAGCAAGGAAACUAUAUUGUGACCUUUGAAGGGAACUAUAUUAUGACUUUGUCAGUUAGGUAACCAUAUUGUGACUUUUUCUUUCAGGUAACCAACUCAUCUGAAGUCUAUAGAUUGGUCUACUUUGGUGGUGUUGCUCAUAAUCUCAGGAAACAGGUUUGUACAGUUAGAUAUCCCAAUUCCUAAUCUUUUAAAUAGUCAGUGAUUUUUUAAAAAAUAACCAAUCAUCCAGCAUCUUUAUUUAAAUUAACCCUAACCCAAGAAAUACUUAGACAUAUUGACAUGACCUAGACGUUUCAUAUUCAGUCAGACAUUUUCUUGUUCUCUAGAAAUUUAAAAAAUAUUUUUAAUUAAAAUUAAAGAAAACAAAAAAAAACAACUUAACAUUUUGUUUUACAAAGUUCAGUUUUCCAGGUUAAGUCAAAUGAAGUUAAGUAGCAGGCUUUGCAUCAACAAACAUGAGUAGCAAGCUUUGAGUUAACAAACAUUAGCAGCAGGCCUUGAGUCAACAAACAUUAGUAGCAAGCUUUGAGUUAACAAACAUUAGCAGCAGGCCUUGAGUCGACAAACAUUAGUAGCAAGCUUUGAGUUAACAAACAUUAGCAGCAGGCCUUGAGUCGACAAACAUUAGUAGCAAGCUUUGAGUUAACAAACAUAAGUAGCAGGCCUUGAGUCGACAAACAUUAGUAGCAAGCUUUGAGUUAACAAAUGUGUUUUGAUUUAGAAUUCUAAAAUUUAACUGUUUUUUUUCCUGAUCAGAUUUGAAUUGUGUAUUCCAUCAUCCUAAUCUAAAUGACCACCACUUGUUUGUAUGUUGCCUCAGGUCUGUCCAUGGUUUAUUCCAUACAUCCGAAUCUAAAUGACCACCACUUGUUUAUCUGUUGUCUCAGGUCUGGCCAUAUCUUCUGGGUCAUCAUAAGUUUGGCAGUUCACCAGAGGAAAGAGAAGGGUUGGAACAAGCAGUCAGGACAGAGUACGAGAAGGUCAUGUCCGAGUGGUUGGCUGUGGAGGCCAUCAUACGCCAGCGGGACAAGGAAGUUAUAGCGGCCAAUCUGGUGAAACUAUCACAGGAGAGCACGGACGGUCACAUCCCACUGGUCAGAAAGGAUUCCAGUUUGAGCAAUGAGGUGAGCGACCACCCAUCUGUAUAACAUUGACCAAGCACAAUCUAUAGAACUAUUUGAAACAGAUGUAAAUAGAUAUGCUUUUUUUUUUUUUUUCGUCACAGAGUUUAUGCAGGCAGUCCUAACUUUUGUAGAGGUUGUGCUUAUUGUUAAAAACACAGUGUUGCUAUAUGUUUCUAGAUGUAGCUUUAGGUCUUAUAUAUUGGUCUAGGCAGUGAAAGCAACCAUUUAUUUCCUAGGACUCAUUCUUCUAUUGUUUCUCACAUGUUAUCACUGACAAGAUGCUAGAUGUCUCUGUUGUUUAGAUGCAUUGUUUUGUACAUUUGAUAUUGUGCACUUCUAAAGCCUGGCUAGGACUGAGGACAAUGUUGUGAAUGGAUGUUUAUGGUAUUGUGGUGUGGUCGCCUAUGUUCUAGAGGCCGGAAGCUUUCGCGAUUCAGUAUCCAGCAGGCUUCUGGUGUAUGCCUUGUGCAGCUCCAUCUCUUUCUGUCUGCUUUAACAGCUGCAGCUCUUCAAUCCUAAUGGUUGUGUUUAAUCUUUAACAUUGAUUGAUGGUUCACUAUUAAUAUAUUUGAAAUGUAUCACGAUGGGGUUCAGUGCACCUGAGACACCAACAUCAGGAGAAUUCUGGGUAUGUUUGAGUUCAAUCAGGCGGAAUGGAAAAAAACAAAUGACGGGGAAAAAUUUAUGAGGAGGGCACAAGCUGACAUCAGCUGAUAAUGGUGGGAGACAUGUAUCAGGAGGGCACAAGCUGACAUCAGCUAAUUAUGGUGGGAGACAUGUAUCAGGAGGGCACAAGCUGACAUCAGCUGAUUAUGGUGGGGAGACAUGUAUCAGGAGGGCACAAGCUGACAUCAGCUGAUUAUGGUGGGGAGACAUGUAUCAGGAUGGCACAAGUUGACAUCAGCUAAUUAUGGUGGGGAGACAUUUCUAAGUCUGUAUUUUCCUAUAUUCUGGACCCAUGAGUAAACUUGUAAUUAUUUAAGUCUCUGUUUUCCUAUAUUCUGGACCCAUGAGUAAACUUGUAAUUAUUUAAGUCUCUGUUUUCCUAUAUUCUGGACCCAUGAGUAAACUUGUAAUUAUUUAAGUCUGUUUUCCUAUAUUCUGGACCCAUGAGUAAACUUGUCUUUAUUUAAGUCUGUUUUCCUAUAUUCUGGACCCAUGAGUAAACUUGUAAUUAUUUAAGUAUGUUUUCCUAUAUUCUGGACCCAUGAGUAUAUUUGUAAUUUUUUAAGUCUUUGUUUUCCAUACAUUCUGGACCCAUUAGUUUACUUGUAAUUUUUCAAAACAACAAUAAAACAAUGAUUGUACUGGCCAGUAUGGAAAAAAAAGUGCCUCUAUGAAACACUAUGAUCUCUAAUGACACACCAAGAGAUCAUUAACUCAGACUUUCAACAUUGGCCAGGUUUUUGUGUCCUUUGAAUCGGAGGAGUUAUCAAGACCAGAGACUGUCGUGGAAGAGAGCUCAACUGCUCGCACCACUCCAUCGUCGGACAGGAAAACCAGCAUGGAGCUGUCCAUCACAACAGGAAUAGACAGGGCUGUGGGGACAGAGACUCCUCCCAUGGUCGUUAAGAAAGGCAUUUCACUGCAGGACAGCCCAGAUGAUGGGCUCGGUGACUCUAUAGCACGUGGUGGCUCCACAACUACAGAGACAGAUAAGUAGGUCGCAGUAAAUAGGUCACUCUUCCCGGGUUAAACUCAGUUAUAAAGUUAAGGAUCACUGUGUAACUGACCAGGUCACUUAAGAUAUGGGUAUAUGGGGCUUAGACUGGGUGAUGCGUCAAUUAUCAAUUUCCAAUAACCGCUGCUUUACUUACAUAUGUCGUGAACAUUGGUAGUGGGAAAUGUAGAUCGAAGUACUUUAACCAUUUACCAUUAGAUGCAGGGUGUCUCAAUGAAAUGUCAUUUACCAAUAGGGUGUCCCAAUGUAAAAUAUGUUUAAAAAGUUCAUAUUCAACAUGACAUGCCCUGACUUUGUGUACACAAGCCCUGACUUUGUGUACACAAGCCUUGACUUUAUAUACAUAAGCCCUGACUUUAUGUGCACAAGCCCUGUGAAAACAUUAUUUCAACACAGCAGAUCCAAGACAGACUCUGUUGGAGACUCAGGGUUUCUAACACCAUUGACACCCAGGUCACUGCCUGCUGACGUCACCGACCGCAUCACCAUGACAACCAAGCUUUCAGUGGACAGUGCCGUGUUAGAUGAAGAAAAUGCAAAUACCCGUGUUGAAGAGGUCAAGUCUAGGACAAAUUCAGCUCUCGAUGAUGCGGACAGCUCCAGUAAACCUGACUCAAUGACCACAAGCAGGUCAAGCCUAGAACCAAGGGCAGCCCAGGAUUAUGAACCUGGAUUAGGUAAGCAUCGCUUGACAUGGGACUGAUUGGAUUGAUCUUUUUUAUAUUGUUAGACACAAGUACAUCAGCUGUGGAUCAUGGGUGAUAACAUGAGUUUUGAACUCUCAAUUUGUACAUCAGCUGUGGAUCAUGGGUGAUAACAUGAGUUUUGAACUCUCAAUGUGUACAUCAGCUGUGGAUCAUGGGUGAUAACAUGAGUUUUGAACUCUCAAUGUGUACAUCAGCUGUGGAUCAUGGGUGAUAACAUGAGUUUUGAACUCUCAAUGUGUACAUCAGCUGUAGGCACAGGGGUGAUAACAUGAGUUUUAAACUCUCAUUGUAUACAUCAGCUGUGGAUCAGGGGUGAUAACAUGAGUUUUAAACUCUCAUUGUGUCCAUCAGCUGUAGGCACAGGGGUUAUAACAUGAGUUUUAAACUGUCAUUGUGUCCAUCAGCUGUAGGCACAGGGGUGUAAAACCAUUGUUGUUUACAUUAAAAAGAACUUGUUUGUGUUGUUUACAAGUUUAACCGUAGUCUAUUACUCCUUUAGCCAAUCUAGAGCUUAUUUGUUUAGCUAGAGUAUUAUUUUUUUGUAUCACCAGAGGUCAGAGGUCACCUGUCAGCCAGUCGAGAAAGUCUACUCUCCCCUGCAUCUCCUGCUUCCAAUGGAGGGAUUUAUUCUGUAAGUUUUGUUGCUGGGCAAGUUUCAGAUGCUCCAUCUUGGGUUCUAGAAAAAUGCCUGGUAAUCCCUCUGUGAUCCUAGUUGAGCCGUGUGAACGUCAUUGUGUAGCACAUUAGUGAAUCUGUCUCACAGGAGCUUUCAGUCAAAGCUUUAGUGCACUGGCAUUGGUACUGCACUCUGAUAUGUUUCACAUGUGGCCAUUUGAGGAGAUUUUUGUCUUAUUUAACACAUGAAAUAGUGAUUUAUGCAAUUUGCCUGCUCUUUGACAAAUUGUAACUAAACCAUUUUAUGUUUUAGCGGGGAAACUGUAUGUGGUACUUAGUUUUUGCAUGAAGAUAUACCAUUACAUUUCACAACUGUCUCAUUCAAUACAGGACUUUUUAUGCAUUGCUACUCAAGGCUUUAUGGGCUUAUGUGAAUUAUACUCUCAAUAGUCCAUAUUAAGAUAAAUGAACAAUGUGAACUGUACACAUCCUCUUAAAUAGUGACAGUCAAAAGAUCAUUGUUAUUUAAAUUGAUAAAGCCCUUACUUAAGCAAAAGAUCAUUGUUAUUUAAAUUGAUCAAAACACUUACUUAGGCAAAAGAUCAUUGCUAUUUAAAUUGAUCAAACACUUACUUAGGAAAAAGAAAAUUGUUAUUUAAAUUGAUCAAACACUCACUUAUAUUUUAAAUAUUGCCUGAAUUGUUUGAUGACUUUUAAUGUGAUUUCUAUUGAUGUUUACCAACUCUUAAGUCAAUGAUAACUCUAGUCAGUAUCAACAAUUUAUUUAAAGUUGAUUAAAAAAAAAUAGUUGCAAAGGGAUUACAAAAUUUAGUUAAAAGGCCAUUCAAUUAAGUUGGCUGAUUACUGAACUAAUCUGCUAUUUUUUUCCUUUUCACUGGACCACAGUAGUUCUUUCUUUCUUUAUUUAUUUAGGCAUUUUUUAUAUAGCGCUUACCUUAAAGCUCUAAGCGCUUUACAAUUAUUAAAAACAUGUAAACUAAGUAAAAAUGAGACACUAGGAUAGUAACGACUAUACUAUAGAAACAAUUAAAAUGGCUAUAAAACGAGGACACUAUAUAUAUUCUAUGGAAUUACAGCCCAAAAUUCUAAUGAGUGUUGUAUAAGUUUUCUGUACAACACUUGUAUUUAAUGACAGAGUAAAAUAGCCCCAAUGGUCAACUAACAAUCAGCAAAACAACAGAUUUCUAUAAGCUGGCAAUACACAGGUGCAUUCCUCUUACAGCAGAUUUCUAUAAACUGGCAAUACACAGGUGCAUUCCUCUUACAGCAGAUUUCUAUAAGCUGGCAAUACACAGGUGCAUUCCUCUUACAGCAGAUUUCUACAAACUGGCAAUACUGUUGCAUUCCGCCUAUCUUAAACAAGAUCUCUAAACCGAGAUGUUUCAUUGAAGAGAAAUGUGUGACUUUGGAACAGCAUUAAUUGAGCAUGUAGUAUUAUGUCAGGAUGAACUGGUUUUAAAAAAACAAUACUUGUACAAUGAAUACAAAUUUAUUUCAACAUUGCCGAAUGGUUCUCAGGCCUAAAAUGAAUGUAACUACUAGACAUCAUCUUCAAGAUAUUUCAGACUACACAACAAACUUUUACACAUUUGACUACACAACAUUUUGUAAGAAGUCUGACUGCAGAAAAUAUUUAAGACUAUUAUCUUAUGUCUGACUGUUAUGUCAUGUGUUUUCAGGCUGAAUUGUUGGAUAGUGUGGCGCUAAACCUUCAUCGUAUUGACAAGGACGUACAGAGAUGUGACAGAAACUAUCAUUAUUUUAACUGUGAGAACCUUGACAAGCUACGCAAUAUUAUGUGCACGUAAGUAGUCACCAGAUUCCAUUGUUCUAUUCUAGAAAUCAGUGCAAAUUCUCACAUCUUAAAUGAAAUUUGUAUCAUAUUAAUAUUAGAUUCAGUUAGAAGCAGUCAUAGUGCCAUAUUAAUUUAGAAUAUAGGAUUAAUUUAAAUCAUUGGAUUAAUUAAAAAGACUAAACCAUUGGAUUAAUUUAAAUCAUUGGAUUAAUUUAGAACAUUGGAUUAAUUUAGACAUAAGAUUAAUUUAAAAAAUAAGAUUAAUUUAAAAAAUUGGAUUAUUUUAGAACUUUGGAUGGAUUAAUUAAAAAAAUUGGAUUAAUUUCUUCCCUGAGAUGGGUGUUGAUGUGUUUAGGCAUGUGUUUUCAGGUACGUGUGGCAGCAUUUGGAUGUUGGUUACGUCCAGGGCAUGUGUGAUCUCGUUGCUCCACUGUUGGUCAUCUUUGAUGAUGGUAAAGUUAUUGAUUAUGUUUCCAUAUUAGCUAAACAUAAACUGGCCUCAUUCAAAAGUGUUUUAUUCUUGUACUAGCCUCAUUCAAAAGUGUUUUAUUCUUGUACUAGCCUCAUUCAAAAGUGUUUUAUUCUUGUACUAGCCUCAUUCAAAAGUGUUUUAUUCUUGUACUAGCCUCAUUCAAAAGUGUUUCUAUUCUUGUACUAGCCUCAUUCAAAAGUGUUUCUAUUCUUGUACUAGCCUCAUUCAAAAGUGUUUUAUUCUUGUACUAGCCUCAUUCAAAAGUGUUUUAUUCUUGUACUAGCCUCAUUCAAAAGUGUUUCUAUUCUUGUACUAGCCUCAUUCAAAAGUGUUUUAUUCUUGUACUAGCCUCAUUCAAAAGUGUUUUAUUCUUGUACUAGCCUCAUUCAAAAGUGUUUUAUUCUUGUAUUAGCCUCAUUCAAAAGUGUUUUAUUCUUGUACUAGCCUCAUUCAAAAGUGUUUUAUUCUUGUACUAGCCUCAUUCAAAAGUGUUUUAUUCUUCUACGAGCCUCAUUCAAAAGUGUUUUAUUCUUGUACUAGCCUCAUUCAAAAGUGUUUUAUUCUUGUACUAGCCUCAUUCAAAAGUGUUUUAUUCUUGUACUAGCCUCAUUCAAAAGUGUUUCUAUUCUUGUACUAGCCUCAUUCAAAAGUGUUUCUAUUCUUGUACUAGCCUCAUUCAAAAGUGUUUCUAUUCUUGUACUAGCCUCAUUCAAAAGUGUUUCUAUUCUUGUACUAGCCUCAUUCAAAAGUGUUUUAUUCUUGUACUAGCCUCAUUCAAAAGUGUUUUAUUCUUGUACUAGCCUCAUUCAAAAGUGUUUUAUUCUCGUACUAGCCUCAUUCAAAAGUGUUUUAUUCUUGUACUAGCCUCAUUCAAAAGUGUUUUAUUCUUGUACUAGCCUCAUUCAAAAGUGUUUUAUUCUUGCACUAGCCUCAUUCAAAAGUGUUUUAUUCUUGUACUAGCCUCAUUCAAAAUUGUUUCUAUUCUUGUACUAGCCUCAUUCAAAAGUGUUUCUAUUCUUGUACUAGCCUCAUUCAAAAGUGUUUUAUUCUUGUACUAGCCUCAUUCAAAAGUGUUUCUAUUCUUGUACUAGCCUCAUUCAAAAGUGUUUUAUUCUUGUACUAGCCUCAUUCAAAAGUGUUUUAUUCUUGUACUAGCCUCAUUCAAAAGUGUUUUAUUCUCCUACUAGCCUCAUUCAAAAGUGUUUUAUUCUUGUACUAGCCUCAUUCAAAAGUGUUUUAUUCUUGUACUAGCCUCAUUCAUAAGUGUUUUAUUCUUGUACUAGCCUCAUUCAAAAGUGUUUCUAUUCUUGUACUAGCCUCAUUCAAAAGUGUUUUAUUCUUGUACUAGCCUCAUUCAAAAGUGUUUUAUUCUUGUACUAGCCUCAUUCAAAAGUGUUUUAUUCUUGUACUAGCCUCAUUCAAAAGUGUUUUAUUCUUGUACUAGCCUCAUUCAAAAGUGUUUUAUUCUUGUACUAGCCUCAUUCAAAAGUGUUUUAUUCUUGUACUAGCCUCAUUCAAAAGUGUUUUAUUCUUGUACUAGCCUCAUUCAAAAGUGUUUUAUUCUUGUACUAGCCUCAUUCAAAAGUGUUUUAUUCUUGUACUAGCCUCAUUCAAAAGUGUUUUAUUCUUGUACUAGCCUCAUUCAAAAGUGUUUUAUUCUUGUACUAGCCUCAUUCAAAAGUGUUUUAUUCUUGUACUAGCCUCAUUCAAAAGUGUUUUAUUCUUGUACUAGCCUCAUUCAAAAGUGUUUUAUUCUUGUACUAGCCUCAUUCAAAAGUGUUUUAUUCUUGUACUAGCCUCAUUCAAAAGUGUUUUAUUCUUGUACUAGCCUCAUUCAAAAGUGUUUUAUUCUUGUACUAGCCUCAUUCAAAAGUGUUUUAUUCUUGUACUAGCCUCAUUCAAAAGUGUUUUAUUCUUGUACUAGCCUCAUUCAAAAGUGUUUUAUUCUUGUACUAGCCUCAUUCAAAAGUGUUUUAUUCUUGUACUAGCCUCAUUCAAAAGUGUUUUAUUCUUGUACUAGCCUCAUUCAAAAGUGUUUUAUUCUUGUACUAGCCUCAUUCAAAAGUGUUUUAUUCUUGUACUAGCCUCAUUCAAAAGUGUUUUAUUCUUGUACUAGCCUCAUUCAAAAGUGUUUUAUUCUUGUACUAGCCUCAUUCAAAAGUGUUUCUAUUCUUGUACUAGCCUCAUUCAAAAGUGUUUUAUUCUUGUACUAGCCUCAUUCAAAAGUGUUUUAUUCUUGUACUAGCCUCAUUCAAAAGUGUUUUAUUCUUGUACUAGCCUCACUGGACAGACUUUUAUUUAUAUAUUUGUUUAAUGUUGCAUGUUUCCCAACUGAAUGAUGUCUGUGUCCUAACAGAAUCACUGGCUUACAGCUGUUUCUGCCAGUUAAUGAAGAGAAUGUCCUGCAACUUUCCCCAUGGUGGAGCAAUGGACACACACUUUGCCAACAUGAGAUCUUUGAUACAGGUCAGUAUAAUUAACAUGGGAUCUUUGAUACAGGUCAGUAUAAGUAACAUGAGAUCUUUGAUACAGGUCAGUAUAAGUAACAUGGGAUCUUUGAUACAGGUCAGUAUAAGUAACAUGAGAUCUUUGAUACAGGUCAGUAUAAGUAACAUGGGAUCUUUGAUACAGGUCAGUAUAAGUAACAUGAGAUCUUUGAUACAAGUCAGUAUAAGUAACAUGAGAUCUUUGAUACAGGUCAGUAUAAGUAACAUGAGAUCUUUGAUACAGGUCAGUAUAAGUAACAUGAGAUCUUUGAUACAGGUCAGUAUAAGUAACAUGAGAUCUUUGAUACAAAUUGGCACUCGCAACCUCUUUCCUACUUAUUUUUUUUUCCUCUACCUUCGUUCUGAAAUAAACUUCUGGUGCAAGAAAAAAAUACAAUAUUGUCACUGGGACCUAGGACAUGGAGUGGAUAUCUGCACUCUGUCCAUAUGAGCCAGUUGAGUGGAUAUCGUACUCUGUCCAUAUAAGCCAGUAGAGUGGAUAUCUGCACUCUGUCCAUAUAAGCCAGUAGAGUGGAUAUCUGCACUCUGUCUAUAUAAGCCAGUAGAGUGGAUAUCUGCACUCUGUCCAAAACAAAUGUUAAUUUUGUGUUAAACAAAUAGUUAUCUGUUACAGCUAUGUUUUAAAAAUUUGUUAAUAUUUUCAAGAAUAAAUAUUAUUUAAAUUCUGAUAAACACCACCACUAGGAGCAAAUACUUGGAAACCUUGAUAAAGCCUGAUUUAAAAUUGAAAGCAUUAUAACUUAAUCUAUGAUAUGGAUCUCUAUGUCAACCAGAUCCUGGACUCUGAAUUGUUUGAGCACAUGCACCAGCACGGAGACUACACACAUUUCUACUUCUGCUACCGUUGGUUUUUGCUGGAUUUCAAGAGAGGUAACCCACUUAAGAUUCUUGUUUAGAUAUUUGGCUAGCUGGAACUAAUGAAUGAAUAUAGUCCUGUUGAUUGGCUCUAAGGGGCAAUCAUUGUGACAGUUGUCAAUGAGACCAUGUCUAAUCUGAUCCUUCUUAUAUUGAUUUUACUCUUCUAAUUUACUUGCUUCUUAUUUAAGUUUCAAACUCGAUUGUUUUGCCCCCACAGAACUCAUCUACGACGAUGUCUUUUCUGUUUGGGAAACAAUCUGGGCUGCCAAGCACAUGACUUCAAGCCAUUUUGUACUGUUUAUAGCCCUUGCCCUAGUCCAGGUGUACCGUGACAUUAUACUGGACAACAACAUGGACUUCACAGACAUUAUCAAGUUUUUUAAUGGUAGGUGGCAUUAAAUUCUUAAAUGGUAGGUGACACAUCGCAUUAUUAAAUGAUAUGUGACAUAUCACAGUAUUAAAUGAUAUGUGACAUAUCACAUUCUUAAAUGGUAGGUGGCACCUCACAUUUUUGAAUGGUGGGCGCCAUAUCACAAUAUUAAAUGGUAAAUGACAUCUUACAUUAUUUAAUGGUAAGUGACAUAUCACAUCAUUAAUGGUAUGUGACAUAUCAGAUUAAACUGUAGGUGACAUCCUACAUUAUUAACUGGUAGGUGACAUAUCACAUCAUGAAAUGGCAGGUGACAUAUCACAUUAUCAAAUGGUAGGUGACAUUAUUAAAUGGUAGUUAAUACAAAAUCCUCCCAAUGUCCUAGAAUUUAUUGUUUCCCAUAAAACACCACCCUAAACAAAAAAUCCUCCCAAUGUCCUAGAAUUUAUUGUUUCCCAUAAAACACCACCCUAAACAAAAAAUCCUCCCAAUGUCCUAGAAUUUAUUGUUUCCCAUAAAACACCACCCUAAACAAAAAAUCCUCCCAAUGUCCUAGAAUUUAUUGUUUCCCAUAAAACACCACCCUAAACAAAAAAUCCUCCCAAUGUCCUAGAAUUUAUUGUUUCCCAUAAAACACCACCCUAAACAAAAAAUCCUCCCAAUGUCCUAGAAUUUAUUGUUUCCCAUAAAACACCACCCUAAACAAAAAAUCCUCCCAAUGUCCUAGAAUUUAUUGUUUCCCAUAAAACAUCACCCUAAACAAAAUAUCAAACAAAUUAAUUUGAUAAAUUCAGAUAAAAUCACCUGGAAAAACACAGUUUUUUUUUUAAUGCAGCGUUGAAAUGUGUCUAACUAGAAAACAUGAUUUUUCUCAAUCCCUUCAAAAUGUGUUUUCUGUCAUGGUAUCUGGGUCUAUAGCUGAGACAAGUCAAAUCAUAGGGAAGACAACUGGGGCAAGUCACAUCAUAGGGUAGACAACUGGGGCAAAUCACAUCAUUGGGUAGACAACUGGGGCAAAUCACAUCAUAGGGUAGACACCUGGGACAAGUCAAAUCAAUGGGUAGACAACUCUUACCAUUCUCAUCUUAUAACAGAGAACUGUGACAAGUCACAUCAAUGGGUAGACAACUUUUACAAUUCUCAUCUUAUAAUAGAGAACUGUGACAAGUCACAUCAUAGGGUAGACAACUGUGACAAGUCAUAUAAUAAAGACAACUCUUAAAUUCUCAUCUUAUAAUAGAGAACUGUGACAAGUCACAUCAAUGGGUAGACAACUGUGACAAGUCACAUCAAUGGGUAGACAAAUUUUACAAUUCUCAUCUUAUAAUAGUGAACUGUGACAAGUCACAUCAUAGGGUCAUAGGGUAGACAUCUGUGACAAGUCAUAUCAUAGGGCAGAAAACUCUUAAAUUCUCAUCUUAUAAUAGAGAACUGUGACAAGUCACAUCAAUGGUUAGACAAAAGUGACAAUUACACAUCAUUGGGUAGACAACUGGGACAAUUACACAUCACAGGGUAGACAACUGUGACAAGUCACAUCAUUGGUUUGACAACCAUUCGUUAGCCCAGAUGCCAAGAUGAUCUUAAGACAACUAGUGUAACUUGCUGUAAUUCUGAAGCCAAUGCUAUUAAUAAUCCCAACAACAUGGAAUGCCUUUGGCUGAUAUCCUUGUAAAAAUCCUCUUUCCAGAAAUGGCUGAGCACCACAACACAAAGCAAGUGCUGAAGAUUGCAAGAGAGCUGGUUGCACGUCUACAGACUCUCAUCGAUAACAAAUAGCAGGACACAUCUAAGCCAAUUUUCAACACUGGUGGUUAUGCACCCCACAAUCUGGGGAUAGAAAGCCAAUGAACUGGCGAGACCUAAGAUCCGGGGAAAACCUACAGCUAUUUCAACAAUAUGCCAGCUUCUAGAUAUUCAUCCUUCUUAGUUUUUUUUCUACAGUUACAUCUUAGGAUCUUUUGUCCUUUCAUUUCAUUAUUAGAUCUUAUUUCAACUUUAUUAGAGCAUCCAAUGGCAUUAUUAUAUGUCCUGAUUGAUCUUAUUUCAACUUUAUUUACCAGUCAUCCCUG